Apodemus sylvaticus (European woodmouse) is the source of this 1245-nucleotide messenger RNA. RefSeq names its product serpin family A member 12 (gene Serpina12). The coding region runs from base 1 to 1245 and encodes 414 amino acids. The record is from RefSeq and is a predicted model, not a curated record. NCBI's taxonomy places the organism in Eukaryota, Metazoa, Chordata, Mammalia, Rodentia, Muridae. Gene Ontology annotation, biological process: negative regulation of endopeptidase activity. Gene Ontology annotation, molecular function: serine-type endopeptidase inhibitor activity. The transcript has 4 exons.
AUGAACCUCAUGCUGGGCCUGGGCCUGUUACUGGCAGGCCUCCUCACUGUGAGAGGUCUCCCGCAGGACAGAGAUGCUCCAGAUAUAUAUGAAUCUCCAGUCAAGAUCCAAGAGUGGAGGGGCAAGAAGGAUGCCCGGGAGCUUGCUCGACACAACAUGGAAUUUGGCUUCAAGCUACUACAGAGGCUGGCCAGCAACAGCCCUCAGGGGAACAUCUUCUUAUCUCCUCUGAGCAUCUCCACUGCCUUCUCCAUGCUGUCUCUGGGGGCCCAGAGCUCCACACUGGAGGAAAUCCGGGAAGGCUUCAACUUCAAGGGGAUGUCGGACAGUGACAUGCACAUGGGUUUCCACUACCUUCUCCACAAGCUCAACCGAGAGACACAGGACAUAAAGAUGAGUAUAGGCAAUGCUUUAUUUAUGGACCAGAAGCUGAGGCCCCAACAGAGGUUCGUGAAACUGGGCAGGACUGUGUAUGAUGCAGACAUGGUUCUCACUAACUUCCAGGACUUAGAAAACACUCAGAAGGAUAUCAACAAAUACAUCAGUCGGAAAACCCACAACAGAAUCAAAGACAUGGUCAAAAGCAUAGACCCAGGCACGGUGAUGCUUCUCACAAACUAUAUUUUCUUUCGAGGCAGGUGGCAAUAUGAAUUCGACCCAAAACAGACCAAAGAGGAGGAGUUUUUCAUAAAGAAGGGCAAGACGGUGAAGGUGCCCAUGAUGUUCCAAAGGGGCAUGUACGACAUGGCCUAUGACAGCCAACUCUCCUGCACCAUCUUGGAAAUCCCUUACCGGGGCAACAUCACAGCCACAUUUGUCCUUCCUGACGAUGGCAAACUGGAGAUGCUGGAGCAGGGCUUGCAGGCAGACAUCUAUGCCAAAUGGAAAAGCCUUCUCUCAAAAAGAUUGGUAGAUGUGUGGGUGCCCAGGUUCCACAUCUCCGCUACUUACAACAUGAAGAAGGUUCUGUCCCGCCUGGGCAUCAGCAAAAUCUUUGAGGAGCAUGGUGACCUCACCCGGAUCUCGUCUCAUCGGAGCCUGAAGGUGGGAGAGGCUGUACACAAGGCUGAGCUGAAGAUGGACGAGAAAGGCACAGAAGGGGCUGCAGGCUCUGGAGCCCAGACUCUGCCAAUGGAGAAUCCCCGAAAGAUGAGGCUAAACAAACCCUUCCUGAUGAUGAUUUAUGAGAAGCUCGUGCCUUCCAUGAUCUUCCUGGCAAGGAUUUAUGACCCUAGUGGGAAAUAA